AGCUCUCUGUCUGGACUUUGGCCCGCAGCCAUGCAGCGGCAGCAGAGACGUGUCACACCAGGUACAGCAGAGAGGCACGCUUCAUGAACUCCACAGAGGUUCACAUAUUUGAACCAGAAGUCUUAUGACUCCUGAAUGACAUGUUGUAGAUGUAGGGUUAUAAACCACUAAAAUAUAUACAGCCUCUUCUGAGCUCUGCACCUGGACUUUACGCUAAGACUUUAAGAUAAAAAGCUGGACUUUGAAUAAGAGGUAUCAUUUAAAGCAUCAGGAGAGGAAAAAGUAGGUUGAUUCUACUCUAUAGAGAGAGGAAGAGAGAACGAAGCCAUGGCCAUGUGGAGGACAGCCGCAGCUCUACUGCUAAUACUACAAACUGUGUUUGGCCAGAGCAGCAUCCGAUGGUGCACCAUCUCAGAGCCCGAGCAGAGAAAAUGUCAGGCCAUGUCGCAGUCGUUCGCCGGAGCCUCCAUUCGCCCGUCGCUCAGCUGUGUGAACGGUGCAACAGUCGAGGGCUGCGUUCAGAAACUGCAGAAAGCAGAAGCAGAUGCUUUGUCCAUGUUCGGCACUGACAUCUACAACCUGGGGAAGACAGCUACCUUCAAGAUGGCUGCCAGUGAAUCAAAACCUGAUCGAACCGGCGCUUCCUACUAUUCAGUUGCUGUGGUGAAGAAAGCAAAUACUGGCAUUAACAUCCACAACCUGGCAGGGAAAAAGAGCUGCCACACUGGUAAAGGCCGAACAGCUGGCUGGAACAUGCCUUUGGGGUAUCUCAUAGACCAGGGCUACAUGUCUGUGAUGGGCUGCAACAUCCCCGAGGGUGUGGCGCAUUUCUUCAAUGCCAGCUGUAUCCCCGGAGCAAACCAGCCGGGUGACCCUGCAUCGCUGUGUCAGCUGUGCAAAGGAGAGGGAAAUCACAAAUGUGAGAUGAGCAACAGCGAGCCAUACUUCAGCUACGAAGGAGCGUUCAGGUGUCUGGUUGACGAUGCAGGGGAGGUGGCCUUCAUCAAACACACAACUGUCGAGGAAAACACUGACACUCGCGGACCAGCAUGGGCACACAAACUGGUGUCAUCGGACUAUGAGCUGUUGUGUCGUGACGGCACCAGGGCCCCCGUCUCCGAGUGGAGAAGGUGCCAUUUGGUCCGCGUCCCAUUCCGCGGGAUUGUUGUCCGCAAUGACGUCACUCCUUCUGUGGUGCUCAACAUGCUGACGGAGGGCCUGGAAAAGUCGAGCUUCAACAUGUUCUCCUCUGCGGCAUAUGGCGGCGGAACGGUACUCUUCUCUGAGUCGUCCACCAUGUUUCUCGGGAGCGAAUCGGACGAGCCCACAAAGUGGAUGGGUCCCCACUAUACUAAUGCACUGAGAGCCAUGGACUGUAAACGGGAAGAUGUGCUGCGGUGGUGUGUGCUGACCAGCGGUGAGCAACAGAAGUGUGCCGCCAUGAGCGUGGCCUUUCAAAGUAAAGGUCUGUCUCCAGACAUCAAGUGUGUCUACGGGGACUCUGUGACUGACUGCAUGAAGAGAAUCAAGGAGAACGAGGCUGAUGCUGUUACUCUUGAUGGAGGUUACAUCUACUCAGCGGGGAAAGACUACGGCUUGGUCCCUGCUACCGGCGAGAGCUACACAGCGGAACGCGAUGGUUCCAUGUACUAUGCAGUAGCAGUUGUGAAAAAGAGCAGUCUUGACAUACGCAACCUUGACAGCCUGCGCGGCCUUCGCUCCUGUCACACCGGAUACGGUCGCACGGCUGGCUGGAACGUUCCCGCAGCGGCACUGAUGGAGAGAGGCCUGAUCACCCCUCAGCACUGCCAGAUACCCCAAGCGGUUGGAGGGUUCUUCAAGCAGAGCUGCGUGCCAGGUGCCAACCAGCCUGGUUUCCCCGACAACCUGUGUGGUGCGUGUGUUGGCGACAUUACGGGAAAGAACAAAUGUGAGAAGGGAAAAGACCUAUAUGAUGGAUACGACGGUGCCUUCAGGUGUCUCGCACAGGGCGAUGGAGAUGUGGCUUUCGUCAAACAUUCUACCGUCUUCCAAAACACUGAUGGUAACUCUGGUGAGUCAUGGGCAAGGGACCUCUUGUCUAAAGACUUCCAGCUGCUCUGCUCCCAAAACACUAAAGCAGAGGUCACACAGUACAGAUACUGUAACCUGGCCAGAGUCCCCUCCCACGCUGUAAUGGUACGGCCCGACACCAACAUCCACGCCGUCUAUGGACUCCUCGACCGCGCCCAGGAAUACUUCGGCAGUGACACAGGUCCUAAUUUCCAGAUGUUUGACUCACUGGCCUACAAGGGCACAGAUCUCAUUUUCAAAGAUUCCACUGUGCGCCUUGUGGGCGUUGCUGACAGAAAGACCUACCAGGAGUGGCUGGGCCAGGGCUACACUGACUCACUGCUCGACAUGGAGUGCAACUCCUCGAGUGCAGUGAUGUCCUCAGUGUGGCUGCUGCUGCUGGCCGGGUUCAGCUUGGUGCUAACCAACCUCUGGGUGUAAUGUGACACAGGUGCCCGACCUCAUCGCUAACUUCAACCUUCUUCAAAUCGUCCAUCAUUGCCUUGUCCAUUCCAAUUUAGCCCUGCUUUACUCAAAAGCCUUGAAUAAUUGUUUUAAAGAUUGCACUAUUUCUACUUGAUUUUGUGUCGUUUUAAUACACGAGAAAAUGGCAUAUUGGAACUGCCUUUGGAUUUAGAUAGUCUUAGUGGUAAAUUAAGCACACUGUUACCUGCUUUUGUGGCAGAUAAGAAACUUUACUUUGCCGAAGAACAUUCGGUCCGUGUGAAUCCAACACAAUGAGAGAAGGUGUUGCGGCCACUUUGUUUAUUGAAGGUGAUCUGCCAUAUCAGUGUGUAUGCUGCCACCUGUUACAUUGCUUUAGUGGUUUGCGUAUGCCUGUUUCAUUUUUAUAGAGAACAGACGAUCUGAUUUUUAACUUCACAUGAGUCACAUGUUUUAACUUCCGGUUCACCACAGAGUUCCUGAAAGGACCCAGGUUGCUUGCUUAGUGUACGUUUGAGAUAAGCGAUUGGGUCCAGUUGUCUUAAAAGACGAGUUUAUAGUUUUCCCUCCCUGGUACCUUAAAAACUGCAUUGAUUGUUACCUGCUGCGGAUCAUUUCGUCCCCCCCCCCCCCCCCC
Messenger RNA from Pungitius pungitius (ninespine stickleback), 3133 nucleotides. RefSeq names its product melanotransferrin (gene meltf). The transcript has 16 exons. Gene Ontology annotation, cellular component: early endosome; plasma membrane; extracellular region. Lineage: Eukaryota; Metazoa; Chordata; Actinopteri; Perciformes; Gasterosteidae. Bases 328 to 2493 code for a protein of 721 amino acids. The record is from RefSeq and is a predicted model, not a curated record. Gene Ontology annotation, biological process: iron ion transport.